Molecule: messenger RNA, 6493 nt
Organism: Oncorhynchus nerka (sockeye salmon)
Lineage: Eukaryota; Metazoa; Chordata; Actinopteri; Salmoniformes; Salmonidae
Gene: ptprt
Product: protein tyrosine phosphatase receptor type T
Exons: 33
Coding region: 237-4670 (1477 amino acids)
Biological process (GO): protein dephosphorylation
Cellular component (GO): membrane
Molecular function (GO): protein tyrosine phosphatase activity; protein binding
Source: RefSeq, a predicted model, not a curated record
GUGGCUAGACAGGUGUAGGGACCCUGGGGACUCAGAAUCGAGUGCCACUCUCCUUUAGAUUAUCUCAACUCCGUUUGCCAUCAAUUACUGAUUGAAGCCAAACAAUCAAACCGGGAUUGCUGUCUACUGCCUUUACAGUACUCUCUCACUGCAUUACCAAUGCGAGGAUACUGUCUGUGUAUACAGUCAGCGAGUAAACGGACAGGAGGCGAGCAUGUAAAAUAGUCACUGCCAAAAUGGACAAAGGGAACUAUAUCAUUGCUUCGCUUCUUUUUCAACUGAUGGACUUAAUAUGCGGACAAUUAUUUCCAGGCAGCUGUUCGUUUGAAGAGCACUAUAGCAGCUGUGGCUACAGUGUGGCCCUGGGGACCAAUGGCUUCGCCUGGGAGCAAGUCAACACUUGGGAGAGGCCCACUAUGGACGCGGCUGUUCCCACAGGUUCUUUCAUGGUGGUGAACGGCUCGGGCCGGGCGUCGGGGCAGAAGGCCCAUCUGCUCCUACCCACCCUGAAGGAGAAUGACACCCACUGCAUCGACUUCCACUACUCUCUAUCCAGCCGCGAUGGCUCCAGUCCCGGGGUGCUCAACGUCUACAUCAAGGUGAACGGCGGCACCCAGGGAAACCCUGUGUGGAAUGCCUCCGCCUCGGUGACAGAGGGCUGGGUCAAGGCCGAGCUGGCAAUCAGCACCUUCUGGCCCAACUCCUAUCAGGUGAUAUUCGAGGCCAUAUCCAUACAGGGCCAUCCAGGGUUCAUCGCGGUGGACGAAGUCCGAGUAUUGGCCCACCCGUGCCGGAAAGCACCUCACUUCCUGCGGCUGCAGAAUGUGGAGGUGAACGUGGGCCAGAACGCCACCUUCCAGUGUACUGCUGGGGGGAAGUGGUCCCAACACGACCAACUGUGGCUACAGCAGUGGAACGGUAAAGAUACAGCCCUCAUGGUGACGCGGGUGGUGAACCACCGACGUUUCUCAGCCACCGUCAGUGUCGGGGAUACGUCCCAGAGGAGCACCAGCCGCUACCGCUGCGUCAUCCGCUCCGAUGGCGGCUCCGGGGUUUCCAACUACGCUGAGCUCAUCGUCAAAGCUCCCCCCACACCUAUAGCCCCUCCGGAGCUCCUGGCGGUGGGUGCUACCUACCUGUGGCUCAAGCCCAACGCCAACUCUAUCAUCGGGGAUGGCCCCAUCAUCCUGAAGGAGGUGGAGUACCGCACCACUACAGGCAACUGGGCCGAGACCCACAUCGUGGACGCCCCCACCUACAAGCUUUGGCAUUUGGACCCCGACGUGGAGUACGAGAUCAAGGUUCUGCUGACCCGGCCCGGCGAGGGGGGCACAGGACCUCCAGGACCUCCGCUCAUCACCCGGACCAAGUGUGCUGACCCAGUCCACGGGCCUCAGAAUGUCAAUGUGGUGGACAUUCGGGCCCGCCAGCUCACCCUGCAGUGGGAGACAUUUGGCUACGCCGUGACGCGCUGCCACAGCUACAACCUGACAGUGCAGUACCAGUAUGUGUUCAACCAGCAGGAGUUUGCCGCCGAGGAAUUGAUCCAGACAUCAUCCCACUUCACCUUGCGGGGCCUGAGGCCCUUCGUCACUGUACGCCUUCGCCUGGUCCUCGCCAACCCAGAGGGAAGCAAGGAGAGCGAGGAGAUCGUCAAGCAGACAGAGGAGGAUGUUCCUGGCUCUGUUCCUUUGGAAUCCAUCCAGACCGGACCGUACGAGGAGAAGAUCUUCAUGCAGUGGAAGGCACCUAACGAGACCAAUGGCGUCAUCACGCUCUACGAGAUCACCUAUAAGGCUCUGAGCUCCUUGGACCCCAGUGCAGACCUGACCACCCAGCGUGGCAGGGUGUUCAAGUUACGCAACGAGACCCAACACCUGUUCGUGGGGCUCUACCCGGGCACCACGUACUUCUUCACCCUCAAAGCCAGCACCAACAAAGGCUUUGGACCCCCUGUAACCACCCGCAUCGCCACCAAGAUAGCAGCCCCAUCAAUGCCGGAGUACGAGACAGACAUUCCCCCUCUGAAUGAGACGGACACCACCAUCACAGUUCUGCUGAAGCCUGCGCAGUCCAGAGGAGCUCCCGUCAGUGUCUAUCAGCUGGUUGUGAAAGAGGAACGCAAGCAGAAGGUGCGGCGGGCGGCCGACGUGCUGGAAUGCUUCUCCGUCCCGGUCAGCUUCAAGAAUGCCUCCAUCUUGGAUUUGCCCCACUACUUUGCAGCGGAGCUCCCGCCUACAUACCUGACUGUGGUGCAGCCUUUCAGCGUAGGUGACAACAAGACCUACAAUGGCUACUGGAACCCCCCUCUCUCUCCAGCCAAAAGCUACAGCAUUUACUUCCAAGCCCUGAGCAAAGCCAAUGGGGAAACCAAAAUCAACUGUGUGCGACUGGCUACUAAAGGCGCGUCCACCCAGGACUCAGACGCUGUGGAGCCCGAAAAGCAGGUGGACAGCACUGUCAAGAUGGCCGGUGUCAUCGCGGGCAUUCUCAUGUUCAUCAUCAUUCUACUGGGAGUGGUUCUCACCUUCAAACGCAGAAGAAAUGCAUAUUCCUACUCUUAUUACCUGAAACUGGCCAAAAAACAGAAGGAGACAGCCAGCAGCAGCAGCACCCAGAGGGAGAUGGGACUGGUGAGCACGGCUGAUAAGAGUACCACCAAAGUCAGCACUCUGCACAAGGACGACCCCUUCUCCACCAGCAGCCAGGACAUCAACGGUUUCACAUCCCCCUCUCCCUGCUCCUUCUCUCUGCAAGGCAAAACGCUGCAAAGCAAAUCCCUCUUGAAUUCCUACUACUCAGUGUCGAAGGAGCCAGUCCCUGCAACAGCAUCCAUUGACAGCAGCCAUAGUGAGAUGGCCCAGCCAUCGUUGACCAUCCAGACGUACCCGUACGGGGGCUGUGAGUCAGUGGAGAUGUCCUACCAGGCCGGCCAGUUCCAGCCGGCCAUCCGUGUAGCCGACCUCCUCCAACACAUUACCCAGAUGAAGUGUGGCCAGGGAUACGGCUUUAAGGAAGAGUAUGAGGGCCUGACCGAAGGACAGGCGGCCCCAUGGGAGACCGCCAAGAAGGAUGACAACCGCAACAAGAACCGAUAUGGCAACAUCAUCGCUUAUGACCACACUCGAGUCAGGCUGCAACUGCUGGACGGAGACCCCCACUCAGACUACAUCAACGCCAACUACAUAGACGGGUAUCAUAGACCAAGACAUUACAUCGCUACACAAGGCCCCAUGCAGGAGACAGUGAGAGAUUUCUGGAGGAUGAUCUGGCAGGAGAAUUCCGGCAGUAUUGUCAUGGUUACCAACCUGGUGGAAGUGGGCAGGGUGAAGUGUGUGAGGUACUGGCCUGACGAGACCGAAGUGUACGGAGAUGUCAAGGUGACACUGAUCGAGACAGAGCCACUGGCCGAGUAUGUCAUCCGCACCUUCACAGUACAGAAGAAGGGCCACCACGAGAUUCGAGAGAUCCGUCAGUUCCACUUCACCAGCUGGCCUGACCACGGGGUACCCUGCUAUGCCACCGGCCUCCUGGGCUUCGUCCGCCAGGUCAAGUUCCUCAACCCGCCCGACGCUGGCCCCAUUGUGGCCCACUGCAGUGCCGGGGCUGGAAGGACAGGCUGUUUCAUAGCUGUGGACAUCAUGCUGGAUAUGGCUGAGAACGAGGGAGUGGUGGACAUCUUCAACUGCAUCCGGGAGCUGCGCUCACAAAGGGUUAACAUGGUGCAAACCGAGGAGCAGUAUGUUUUUGUCCACGACGCCAUCCUCGAAGCCUGCCUGUGUGGAAACACGGCCAUCCCAGUCUGUGAAUUCAGAGCCAUAUACUACAACAUCAGCAGAUUGGACCCACAGACCAACUCCAGCCAAAUUAAGGAUGAAUUUCAGACUCUGAACAUCGUGACUCCCCGGGUCCGGCCUGAAGACUGUAGCGUGGGACUGCUCCCCCGGAACCACGACAAGAACCGCAGCAUGGAUGUCCUGUCUGUGGAUCGAUGCUUGCCCUUCCUCAUCUCCGUGGACGGAGAGUCCAGUAACUACAUCAACGCUGCCCUCAUGGACAGCCAUAAACAGCCAGCAGCCUUCAUCGUAACCCAGCAUCCACUGCCCAACACGGUGGCCGACUUCUGGAGGCUGGUGUUCGACUACAACUGCUCCUCGAUAGUAAUGCUCAACGAGAUGGAUGCCGCACAGUUGUGCAUGCAGUACUGGCCCGAGAAGAGCUCCUGCUGCUAUGGCCCCAUCCAGGUGGAGUUCAUCUCAGCCGACAUCGACGAAGAUAUCAUCAACCGCAUCUUCAGGAUCUGCAACAUGGCCAGGCCCCAGGACGGUUACCGUUUGGUGCAGCAUUUCCAGUUCAUUGGCUGGCCUGCUUACCGCGACACGCCCCUGUCCAAGCGCUCUAUCCUGCAGCUGGUGAGACGUCUGGCCAAGUGGCAGGAGCAGUACGACGGGGGAGACGGACGCACCGUGGUCCACUGCCUGACGGGUGGUGGACGGAGUGGUACCUUCUGUGCCAUCUGCAGCAUCAGUGAGAUGAUCCAGCAGCAGAACAUUGUAGACGUGUUCCACACCGUCAAGACACUGAGGAACAACAAAUCCAACAUGGUGGAGACUAUGGAACAGUAUAAAUUCUGCUAUGAAGUUGCUCUGGAGGCCCUUAGCGCAUUCUGAGAGACUGCCUCUCGUGUCCGUGGGACACAGUGCUGACUGCAGAAACACCAACCCAUCCGAGGCAGGGGAUGUGUGGGUGCAACCACACACACAUGAAACUGUACAGAAGAAGAAAAAAAUGCCCUACACACUGGGUUCAUGUGCGCACUUCUGCAAGACUGGGACCGCUUUUGUUUGUAUAAAGAAAAAAUGAAAUGACAACCUCAACCCUUUUCUUCUUUCUUCAGUGUCCAUCUUGAACUGUGAUGUGAUCUUGUACCAGUCAUUUCCUUUUUAGAUAUAUGCCUUGAAUGUCACACCCUCAAUGUAAAAGUACAACCCUGGAAGAUUAGCUGAGAUCAUGGGGAUCCUAAUAACAAUACAUGCAGACCAACCAACAGAACCGAUACCACCAGACAGACAAAGACAGAAGAUUCAAACUCUCCCUGGCUUUGCACCUCUUUUUAAUGAACCUUAAUAACGACUGUAUUAUAUGCCCCCCCUUCUACGAUUGAACAUAAAAUGGCAGAUACAUUUUGUAAUUCUCUGGAUUUUGUGGUUCUUGCAACAUGUUUACAUCCAUGUUCACACACUGAUUUUCUCACAUUCGCAAUGUGAUGUCUUCAGUCAACGUUUGUUUUGAUAUUGUGGCAUGUUCUCAUCAUUCUGGUGUCCCAUGGCUCUUGUGCUAUGCAGACAAUCAUGAAUUCUGAGGCCCAUUCUGGUUUUCUCCGUUGAAAGGGAGAGUCAGUCAACGCUUUAGCAUUCUAUGCUGGCGCUACGUAUACAGUAUUCAUCAAAGCGUUCAUGCGUUUUGUAUUUUGCACUGCUUUAUCUUCAAACACCCAUUCAACUCUUGUGUAAUUUGAUCGACAGUGCCAUAUUCACAUCUUUAAGCACACGUACGAUUUUAACCAAAUUGUGAAGAAACGUGUUAGCCCGAAGGAUGGAGUGGGAUAAUGUUCUAGUAAUAUGCACCUCAAGCUUGUCAAAUACUGUAGCAGCCCCUGCCCUACUGUUGCCCAACCUCAGGUUUUGGUGAGAAGAAUACUUUGCUUUUCAUCCUUGAUCAUUCUGCGCCCAUACUCUAGGAGCAUUUUGGCUUUGUGUAAGGAUGUCCUAAUAUGGACACCAUACUUGUGUUCUGCCAUUACUCUCUCCCUAUGCAUCUAAUACUGUCAUCUGUUUGACAUAGAAACAGAAUCCAGAAUCUGAAAUUGUGAACCCAACUCUUGAAUGAGGCAGGGAUUUGAUCCAAGCGCUCUAGUUUUAUAGGCAAUGUUACCGCGUUUGCAUAAAUCACAUUCAAGGUAGACUGCAGAUGUUGGCUCAUUUGGAAAUGACCUAUAAAUUACAAGCGUUCUAUGGUGCGAGUCCCAGCCUGAAUUUUGCAAGCUAACUGUUUUAUUUUUAUUUGUUGUGUUUUCUGUCCAUUGAAUGGUUUUAGUACAGUGUUGUAUAGGGCUUUUUCAGUAGAAUGUUUUGCUCAACAUGGACAGUGACUUGAAGAAGUCUUACAUCAACUCACAGCGUAGUUGUACUAUUGACAUGCGGUUGUUUGGUGACUGAAAGCACAAAGAGAAACAGUGUUGGAUUUUGAAUGGAAGAGAGGAUAAUGUGAAUGCAAGUUGUUUUCCUUUUUUUCCCGAUAGGCUUUAUUAGGCUUUUCAUAUCUCCACUAGCUGUGUUAUAUUUUGUUUUCCUCCUUUUUUUCUUGAAUUUGUCUAACUUUUUUUUUUUUUUUUUUUUUUUGUCUAGCAAAGUGAUAUUUAGAACUGGUGAUGAAAUUGCCAUGGUUGUUUUGUUGUUAGAAAAUGUGGUAACAUCAAAUAAAGGGACCAAAA